Messenger RNA from Plasmodium cynomolgi strain B, 1046 nucleotides. Its product is annotated as 60S ribosomal protein L8. The record is from RefSeq and is a predicted model, not a curated record. Bases 264 to 1046 code for a protein of 260 amino acids. The transcript has 2 exons. NCBI's taxonomy places the organism in Eukaryota, Apicomplexa, Aconoidasida, Haemosporida, Plasmodiidae. Gene Ontology annotation, molecular function: structural constituent of ribosome; RNA binding. Gene Ontology annotation, biological process: cytoplasmic translation. Gene Ontology annotation, cellular component: ribosome; cytosolic large ribosomal subunit.
AAAAAGCGUUGCGAAAAAGUUAGCAAAGUAAAAGGUAAUACUCUGCACGGUCAGGAUAACCAUCCUAAACAAAGAACGAAAAUUUUUGGCCAAACGUUGCGACGAAUUUGCGCUUGAAUAUAAGUUAGAUCCUUUUUAAGGGCCAAAAACCUGAGUAGGAUUUCCUCCGCGAUAUUUACCCACGAAAGUGUAGCUCGCUCAAAGCCCCACAAUUAAGGAAACCCCCUCCAAACGGUUUAUAAUUCCAGAAGAGAUUUUUCAAAAUGGGAAGAGUCAUAAGAGGCCAGAGGAAAGGAAGGGGCUCGAUUUUCAAGUCCCACAACCACCACCGAAAGGGAGCAGCCAAGUUGCGCCACCUGGACUUCUGCGAAAAAAAAGGAUACAUUAAAGGACUUAUAAAGGACAUAAUCCAUGACCCAGGAAGAGGAGCCCCCUUGGCAAAAAUAGUUUUUAAAAAAACAGAGAAAUAUGGAAAGAAGGAAGAGCUGAUGGUAGCCACAGAAGGUAUGUUCACCGGCCAGUACAUUUCUUGUGGUAUUAAAGCUCCGCUAUCCGUUGGAAAUAUCCUACCCAUAGGGAAAAUGCCAGAAGGUACUUUAAUAUGUAAUUUAGAGCACCGCACAGGAAAUAGAGGAACGUUAGUGAAGGCAUCCGGAUGUUACGCUACGGUUGUUGGUCAAUCUGAGGAUGGAAAGAAGACCAAAGUUCGUCUCCCCUCUGGUGCGAAAAAAACGAUUGAUGCUAGAGCUAGAGCUAUGGUUGGUGUUGUGGGUGCAGGGGGAAGAAUCGAUAAGCCAAUUUUGAAGGCUGGUGUUGCGCACCAUAAGUACAGAGUUAAACGUAACUGCUGGCCUAAAGUCAGAGGUGUUGCUAUGAACCCUGUGGACCAUCCCCAUGGUGGUGGUAAUCACCAACACAUUGGUCAUCCUUCCACCGUUUCGAGAAGCGCGCCAGCUGGACAGAAGGUUGGUCUCAUUGCUGCUAGAAGAACUGGUUUGUUGAGAGGUGCCAAGAAGACCAAGCUUGUUGGAAAAACAGAGGAUUAA